UCCCUUAUUAUAUCACGCCUCGCUACUGUAAUUCCCUCCUCAUUGGCCUACCUCACCACAGGCUAUCCCCUCUUCAGUCUAUCCUUACUAACCGCUCCGUAUCCGCCACGCCAAUACCUCCGCUGGCCUCCACUCAGUGUCCUCCACCCCCCUCUGCCAAUCCCUCCACUGGCCUCCACUCAGUGUCCUCCACCCCCCUCUGCCAAUCCCUCCACUGGCCUCCACUCAGUGUCCUCCACCCCUCUGCCAAUCCGUCCACUGGCCUCCACUCAGUGUCCUCCACCCCCCUCUGCCAAUCCCUCCACUGGCCUCCACUCAGUGUCCUCCACCCCUCUCUGCCAAUCCGUCCACUGGCCUCCACUCAGUGUCCUCCACCCCUCUCUGCCAAUCCGUCCACUGGCCUCCACUCAGUGUCCUCCACCCCUGUCUGCCAAUCCCUCUGCUAGCUUCUAAU
Messenger RNA from Staurois parvus, 454 nucleotides. Lineage: Eukaryota; Metazoa; Chordata; Amphibia; Anura; Ranidae. The record is from the annotation of a GenBank genome assembly.